ACGCGCUGCGGUCACGGACACGACGCAUCACCGGCCGCACCAGUCCGGUGUUCGUGUCGCGCUCUGCCACCCAGAAAACCCCACAACACGCGGUGGGUGCGUGCGCCGCCAUGGCCGCCGCUGCCGGCGACCCGCUGACCCCGUCCUCCGGUUUGCUUUUACUAUAUUGAAAAGGUUUAUGCCUGAAGAGAAGCUUGCAGAUGUAAAGGGUGCCACCCUAACAGCUGAUGGAACAUGGGUUGUAUUUGAUGUUCCUGCGGCAGAUGUUGAAGACUACAUUCAAGCUUCUGAGAGUGCUGCUCAGGUGAUAAUUGAUGAAGUGAAGCAGCUGCCACCCUUGCAAGAGAGAGAGAGAGCAGUCAAGAGGCAACACCGGCGGUGGAAGAUUUGGUCGUGGAGGUGGAAGCAGAUUCGGUGGUGGUGGUGGCCGUGGAGGCGGCAGCAGGUUUGGUGGUGGCGGAGGCAGAGGUGGAGGUGGCGGAGGCAGAGGUGGAGGCGGCAGAGGCUUUUCUGGCAGGGGAGGCGGUGGCAAUAGGUUUAACAGGAGGAAUUAGGUCUGUUGCAGAGCUGGCGAACAUUUGAAAGUUGUAUGUUUUUGACGUAGAUUUUGAGGAAGAGGGUAGUGAAUUGUCACAGUUUUGGCUGCGAGUGUAUCGGCUUUUAUUUAUUUGUUAGUGUUUGUCACCAAUGUUAUGAUCAAUUUUGUCAUCGAAAGUGUACAAUUUUGAUCUUAUCCCAUACCUAUAUCAACUACUAUGACUUAUGAGCAAUGCUGAAAAUAGUCUGCUAUAGCUAUGCAA
Molecule: messenger RNA, 800 nt
Organism: Panicum virgatum (switchgrass)
Lineage: Eukaryota; Viridiplantae; Streptophyta; Magnoliopsida; Poales; Poaceae
Product: DEAD-box ATP-dependent RNA helicase 7-like
Exons: 3
Coding region: 179-535 (118 amino acids)
Molecular function (GO): RNA binding; helicase activity; ATP binding
Source: RefSeq, a predicted model, not a curated record